Messenger RNA from Ilex paraguariensis (yerba mate), 4284 nucleotides. NCBI's taxonomy places the organism in Eukaryota, Viridiplantae, Streptophyta, Magnoliopsida, Aquifoliales, Aquifoliaceae. The record is from the annotation of a GenBank genome assembly.
UUACCAAAUGACACCUAAUUCUAUUGGUUAUAUAUCUGAUUUUAAAUAUACUAAAUUUAUUAUGUGCAAUUGUUGUAUAUAAAUAUUGCAUAUGUUUUGAAAAAGUUGAAAAAGCGUGCCAAUAGGCUCUUAGAAGACUUCCCCAAUAUCAAACCUCUUUUUUCCAAUUUUAAAUUUUGUCCCACUCUUCUUUUUUCUCGGUCUUUCUUUCAUUUCUUCUUUUUUUACUUCUCUUUCUCCUUUCUCUCAUCCCACUCUCCAGAAUCUUAUUUGUGUCUUCUUCCUAACUCUUUCACAUCCCCCACACAACUCCCUUCUUGUUUCCCUUCUCCGCGGUCUCAGCUCCCAUGGAGGUCUCUCUGACCCUUCUAUGCCUCAUGUUCAUGCCCCUUUUCACUAACUCCCUCAUCCUCAGGUCCCUUAACCACCAUUGUCUACCCAACUUAUCGAAAAAUAAGCUCAACGUCAAAUUUAUUCAUUAUUUUUAUAUUAUUUUGGCUUAAAUUAAUGUAUUUGUUGAAUUUUUGGCUAAGAUUAGUUGAAAUUAGAUAUUAAAUCGAGCUCCAAUUGAACUGAGAUUGAGCCAAUAUCUAGUUGGAUUAGAUCGUAUAUCCAAUAGUUACCGAAUUCGGAGAUGGAGCAUAAAAUAAAAAUUCGUCACAUAUACGGAUCAAAUUCAGAACUAUUUUUUUUAAUUGGAUUCAGAUUAGGAUCAACCAGAAUUCGAUCCAUUGAUAGGCCCCUUGGGAAGGGUGGUGGGUAAGAAUUUAUUUAGAGGUGUUAAAAUUGCUAUGAACAUGUCGAGAUCACCUUAGUCAAUUUCUCUUGAUUUAUCUUGUAGUGAUACUGUUUGUACUAUCAUGAAUACAAUAGGUCCCAACUCUAUCAUUACUUUUGUUACCACACAUCCCUCUUAUCAUCUGCUUUUUAGCUGUACUUAGUUUUGGAACGUAAUGUUUCUUGGUUGUUCUUUAUUUUGUUUGUUUCUUUGUUGCCCAAUGUAUCUGUAUCAUAACUGAUUUCUCGGUUUCUUGUUUUAUGUGAUGCUGUAGACAAUUCCUCAACCCCUAGUGUUAUGGAUGGAGACAAGGUUCAGCUUGUCUGAAAGAAAACUUCUUUUGUAAAUUGUAGUGUCUUCUGCGUUGGAGUUGGAACAAUAUAUACUAGUGACUACUGCCACUCUUGGGCUUGUGUUUUUAUAGAACAUAGUAGUUGUGGUAUGAUGACUCCCAUAGAAUGACCUGUGAAUGAGACAAUCCAGCAACUUAGAUGUUAAGAUCCUACAAAUUGGAAUGCUACAAUACGAUGGAUGAAAUGUCGAGAUUCUACUUUUGGCACCCGGCUAGGUCCCAUUGUAAAUUGUAAUGGAUCCAGAGGAGGGGCAAUAGAAGCAAAGCCAUUGUAAUGCAAUUGGCAAAAAAUAGUUUCAAUUGUUUUAGGAUCAUCUGCCUUAUAUUCCCUUAAAAUUUAUGAUGAACCUGAUAGUUACUCACAAAAGUUUGAAUAUUGGUACAAUUUGUCAAUCAACUGUGGUAGCAGAGUUUGUUCUUAAUACAGAAUUGGUUAACUAUUAACUGUAAUAUUAAGUUUGCAUGUUUUGUCCAUAUUUAGAUGAUUGAAAUGAGUUGUGUUAAUUAUGUAUCUUAGUUUCUGGUAUUCAAAUUGAAGUAGAUACUUGCUUACCAUCAAAAGACACAUUUGGGGCACUGAGAGGAAAGAUCACUUACAUUCUCAGGUUUGCAUUUCAUCCUAGCAUAUAUGGUUGAUUGACAAUUGGCAGAUAAGAUGUUUCCCAUUUUCGUGAAAGUCUCUAUAUUAUUGUGAGAAAUGCUGGUGCUUAAGGUUGAGUCAGCACUCCCUACUAGUAAUGGGAUGCUUAUUUAUUUAUUUAUUUUUAUCAGGUAUGGUGGAACCAUCACAAAUCAGAUUAAGAGACUUGGCGCUUCUUGUGAUUGGACCAGAGAGCGUUUCACCCUCGAUGACCAGCUAAGUCGAGCUGUCAUUGAGGCUUUUGUUAGGCUUCACGAGAAAGGUCUAAUCUAUCAAGGUUCUUACAUGGUCAAUUGGUCCCCUAGUUUGCAGACUGCAGUUUCAGAUUUGGAAGUAGAAUAUUCAGAAGAACCUGGUAAUCUAUAUUACAUUAAGUAUCGUGUUGCGGGAGGUUCAAGGACCCAAAAUUAUUCUAGCUUUUCUCUUUAUUUUUUCAAAGAUUACUCUGGUGCCUCUUUCCCUGUCCAUUUCAUGUUGAUGAGAAGCCAUCAACAUCUUAUCAAAAUGAACUAUCCUCGAGAAACUGCUCCACAACAAAGUAUGAAUAGCAUUGCAGCUCAGUGCCUUGAUGGUUUUAGGAGUGUUACCUUCCAUGGUCAUCAAUUUAAGCAAUUGGUUGAUGUUCCAUUUGUCACCUGUUCUUACAUGGUCAAUUGGUCCCCUAGUUUGCAGACUGCAGUUUCAGAUUUGGAAGUAGAAUAUUCAGAAGAACCUGGUAAUCUAUAUUACAUUAAGUAUCGUGUUGCGGGAGGUUCAAGGAGUGAUUAUCUGACAAUUGCAACAACACGUCCAGAGACUUUAUUCGGUGAUACAGCAAUUGCAGUGCAUCCUGAGGAUGAACGCUAUGCUAAAUAUAUUGGAAGGCAAGCAAUUGUGCCAAUGACAUUUGGCCGUCAUGUUCCGAUAAUCUCUGACAAGUAUGUUGAUAAAGACUUUGGAACGGGCAUCUUGAAGAUCAGUCCUGGGCAUGAUCACAAUGAUUAUCUUCUUGCUCGGAAAAUUGGUCUUCCUAUACUCAAUGUGAUGAACAAGGAUGGAACGCUCAAUGAAGUCGCUGGAUUGUACUGUGGCCUUGAUCGGUUUGAGGCACGGAGGAAAUUGUGGUCCGAUCUUGAAGAGACGGGCUUAGCUGUCAAAAAGGAGCCCCACACUUUACGAGUUCCUAGAUCCCAACGUGGUGGAGAAAUAAUAGAGCCUCUUGUAAGUAAACAAUGGUUUGUCACCAUGGAGCCCAUGGCUGAGAAUGCCCUCAAGGCAGUGGAAAAAGGGGAACUAACCAUUAUGCCUGAAAGAUUUGAGAAGAUAUACAAUCACUGGCUGUCAAAUAUCAAAGACUGGUGUAUAAGCAGACAACUAUGGUGGGGACACCGGAUACCUGUUUGGUAUAUUAUUGGAAAAGACUGUGAAGAAGAAUAUGUAGUUGCUAGGAGCUUAGAAGACGCUCUUCAGAAAGCUCGUGAGAAGUAUGGAACAAAUGUUGAGUUAUAUCAGGAUCCAGAUGUUCUUGAUACUUGGUUUUCAAGUGCACUAUGGCCCUUCAGUACUUUGGGAUGGCCCGAUGUCUCAGCUGAGGAUUUUAAACGGUUCUACCCGACAUCCAUACUUGAAACUGGGCAUGACAUAUUGUUUUUUUGGGUGGCACGUAUGGUAAUGAUGGGAUUGGAGUUCACAGGGACUGUUCCGUUUUCCAAUGUGUAUUUGCAUGGGCUUAUCCGGGACUCACAGGGGCAAAAAAUGUCUAAAACAUUGGGAAAUGUAAUAGAUCCAGUUGACACUAUCAGAGAGUUUGGUACUGAUGCUCUACGGUUCACUCUUGCUUUAGGAACUUGUGGUCAGGAUCUAAAUUUAUCUACUGAGCGUUUGACCUCUAAUAAGGCAUUCACGAACAAAUUGUGGAAUGCUGGCAAGUUUGUGUUGCAGAAUUUGCCUAGUCUAAGUGAUAUACCUGCUUGGGAGACUAUAACGGACUAUAAGUUUGAUCAAGAGGAGUAUCUGCUCAGGCUGCCUUUACCAGAAUGUUGGGUGGUCUCGAAACUUCAUAUGCUUGUGGACAUGUCCACCACGAGUUACGACAAGUUUUUCUUUAAUGACGUUGGAAGAGAAAUAUAUGAUUUCUUUUGGGGGGAUUUUGCCGAUUGGUAUAUUGAAGCUAGUAAAGCUCGCCUUUACCAUUCCGCAGGUCAUUCAGUUGCUUCUGUGGCACAGGCAGUUCUUUUAUAUGUUUUUGAAAACAUACUCAAAAUAUUACAUCCUUUCAUGCCAUUCGUUACUGAGGAACUAUGGCAGGCUCUACCCAAUCGAAAAGAAGCUCUUAUAGUAUCUUCUUGGCCACUCAGUUCGCUUCCGAGGCAUGCCAACUCCAUAAAAAGAUUUGAAAAUUUACAGGCUUUGACAAGAGCGAUCCGAAAUGCUCGAGCAGAGUACUCUGUUGAACCAGCAAGGCGUAUAUCAGCAUCUAUAGUUGCAAGUUCAGAGGUCGUCCAGUAUAUAGCUUUGCCUCAAUCCAAUGGAUGA